This is a messenger RNA of Pimephales promelas (fathead minnow), 1688 nucleotides long. RefSeq lists its product as uncharacterized. The record is from RefSeq and is a predicted model, not a curated record. Lineage: Eukaryota; Metazoa; Chordata; Actinopteri; Cypriniformes; Leuciscidae.
ACGACACCAAGUUUAGGAGCCUGCUGAUUCAAACUGAUCACUUAAACCUGCUAAACUAGCAAUGGGUUCUAAGAACAGCAAAGCAGAAUCUAAGAAUGGCAGGAACGGAAAUUCUAAAAGCAAAAGCCGUGGUCAUAAACGGCGUAAACGCGUCAAUGAUGAUGAAUUUGAUAACAACUGGGAUGAUUCUGGAAACGGUGAUGGUGGUCUUGAAGACUUGCCUUUACCUGACGUAAAUGGUCUGGAAGGCUGUGGAGACUGUAGUAAUAUUGAAGGCUGUGAUGUAACUGGAGUCUGUAAUGAUCUGGGAGGCUUCUACAUGGGAGGCUGUGAUGUAACUGGAGGCUGUAAUGAUCUGGGAGGCUUCUACGUUGGAGGCUGUGAUCUUACUGGAGGCUGUAAUGAUCUGGGAGGCUUCUACAUGGGAGGCUGUGAUGUAACUGGAGGCUGUAAUGAUCUGGGAGGCUUCUACAUGGGAGGCUGUGAUAUGGGAGUCUUGGAUUUGUCAGGAGGCUUCUAUAUGGGAGGCUACGAAAUGGGAGGCUAUGAAAUGGGAGGCUGCGAUAUGGGAGGCUUCGAUAUGGGAGUCUGCGAUAUGGGAGGCUGCGAUAUAGGAGGCUUCGAUAUGGGAGGCUUCGAUAUGGGAGGCUUCGAUAUGGGAGGCUGCGAUAUGGGAGGCUUCGACAUGGGAGGCUGCGAUAUGGGAGGCUUCGACAUGGGAGGCUUCGACAUGGGAGGCUUCGAUUUUUGAGCCUGUGGUUUUUGAGUAAAUUAGUUCAGACAGGUGAACAAUCUUUUUGGAGUGAAUGGAUUUGAGGUGACGCCGUUGCGCUCAGCUCAAAAACAUCAUCAACACAAAGACAACAUCAUUGUAAACUACAAUCAACAUCAGGACAACCUUGGUGUCAUUAUGAAUGUUAAACAUCAUAAAGGCAAUGUUAUGAACAGUUCCAGCCAAAAAGAUGAAAAUUAAAAAAAUAAACUAAAAACUAUUUAAUUAAAUCACGAUAUUCUUGUACUUCUCUGAUUAUAUAGAUUGUGUGUGAGCGAACUAAUAGGAUUAAUAAUAUGUAGAGGUAAACUGUUUACUUGUCUUUUAGCUUUAGGGUAUAAGCAUUUCCCAAAAGUGAUUCAUUAGAAACAAGCCUGACAACAUUCUAGAGCCUCGGUCUGAAGGUUUGAUGAUGUGACAGAUUUUUGUUAGACACAGAUUGAAAAAAAUCAGUCACAUAGAGUUUACACUCUAUUUCCUUCCAUCCACGUGACCUCAGAGCAAAGAAAACAAACUCAAAGCUGCCGGGAAAGUGUUAAAAAAAAUGAAAUUCUGAUCAUUCUUAAAAUUAUCUCUGUGUUUGUGUGUUCUUAAAAGUGUGUAUGUUGAAAUCCAAAUUGUUAAAAUGUACUGUGUCUGUUUUUGAGUGUACUGUGUCGAGUGUAUAAUAUGACCAGUCUGUCUCAUCAUGAUUUAAAAAUAUAGACUUGUGGAUUAAAAAUGUGGAAUUUGGUCUGCUUACUAUAUGCUUAGAGAUAUGAGGUGAAAAAAUCAUAAAGUAGAAGUUAACCUUAAAGAAGUAACCUUGCCAUUUUUAUGCAUUCAUUGACAUAUAUGCAAAAGUGACUCCUGCAUAUAAAACAUUCAUGCAAAGAGCAACUUGGGAUUAUUGUAUGGAAUAAAAAGGCAAGUGAUA